This is a messenger RNA of Lodderomyces oxycetoniae, 1017 nucleotides long. It is a transcript of the gene SEH1, whose product is annotated as Seh1p. The coding region runs from base 1 to 1017 and encodes 338 amino acids. Gene Ontology annotation, cellular component: Seh1-associated complex; nuclear pore outer ring. Gene Ontology annotation, biological process: cellular response to amino acid starvation; positive regulation of TORC1 signaling. The transcript has a single exon. The record is from RefSeq and is a predicted model, not a curated record. Gene Ontology annotation, molecular function: structural molecule activity; protein binding. Lineage: Eukaryota; Fungi; Ascomycota; Pichiomycetes; Serinales; Debaryomycetaceae.
AUGAAACCAUUUAUUACAGGUCAUGAGGAAUUGAUACAUGAUAUUAGAUACGACUUUUAUGGCAAAACCAUUGCCACUUGUUCAUCAGACCAGCAUAUAAAAGUAUUUGACUUUGAAGCGUCGACAGGAUCGUGGAUACUUAACGAUCUGUGGAAAGCUCAUGAUUCGCUGGUAGUCAAGGUUUCUUGGGCACAUCCGGGGUUCUCGACUUCGAAAAUAUUAGCGUCAUGCUCGUUUGACAGGACAGUAAAAAUUUGGCAGGAGCAGCCAGAUGAAAUGCAUGGAUCGGGCCGAAGGUGGAUGCGGUUAGCGACGUUGAAUGAAUCGCAUGCGCCGAUAUAUGAUGUGGCGUUUGCACCGAGUCACUUGGGGUUGAAAUUGGGAUGUGUUGGAAGUGACGGUGUAUUUAGAAUUUACGAAUCUUUAGAGCCCAAUGACUUGACUAGCUGGGGUCUAACGACAGAGUUGCCUAUCUUGAAUCAUCUGCUACCUGCUAAAAAUUUACAGAGUAGUUUUAGAAUUGAGUGGUGCCAUUCCAAAUUUACCUCAACCGAAAAGUUUAUAGUGGUAGCUUUGGAUCAAGGUUUUGUUUACCAAAAUGUACCGAAACGGACUGAUAGUAGAGAAGACAGUGGUGAAAAAUACGUAAAGAUAUGCAAUUUACCAGAACAUAAUGGAUUGAUUCGGUCUGUUAGCUGGGCCCCUUCAAUGGGACGCAGUUACCAUCUCAUUGCAACAGGUUGUAAAGAUGGUUACGUGCGAAUCUUUAAGGCUAGUGAAAAUUCUUCAGGUAGCUUUAAAGUCGAGCUCCUUGCGAAAUUGAACGAUCAUAAAUCAGAAGUGUGGAGAGUAAACUGGAACACGACUGGAACUAUUCUAUCUUCCGCUGGUGAUGAUGGGAAAUUGAGGCUAUGGAAAUGUAAUUAUUUGAGUGAAUGGAAGUGCAUGAGUGUGAUCAAUACCAGUAACAGAUCUGACAAUCGCAGUAUAGAAAACGAAGCUAACAAGCUUAAAUGA